Brachypodium distachyon (stiff brome) is the source of this 2157-nucleotide messenger RNA. Its product is annotated as protein rough sheath 2. The record is from RefSeq and is a predicted model, not a curated record. Lineage: Eukaryota; Viridiplantae; Streptophyta; Magnoliopsida; Poales; Poaceae. The coding region runs from base 815 to 1879 and encodes 354 amino acids. The transcript is spliced from 3 exons.
AGGGGAGAUGGAUGCAAGCACAUCUCCAUGUGCUUGCAAAAAUGCAACUGUGGAAUGGGGCUGGCUGGGCUGCUGCUCUACCAAGUCUACCUCACCAGCUCUAGCUUUUUUCCCCUGUCUAUAAAUACGGAGGCCUCUCCUUUUUCUACCCAUGGUGGUGUGGUGGCCCUUUUCUCCCUUUGCGCCUCGCGUGCCCUAAUUUCUCGCUGCCUCCUGUCUCCUCCAAUCCUUUCCUUUCCUUUACCCCCACUUCCAUAUAUACACAUACACCGCUCUGUCCGAACCAACACACACACUCUCACAGACCCACUGGGGUGAAGAGAGAGGGGGGCUCACACUGAGCUGCUGGGUGAAGAGAAAGGAAGGGAGAGGGAGAAUCUUUCGGUUGAGAUCUCCCUUUGCAAUAAUUCUGGGCUUCCUCCUCACCUGCUAUCUCUCUCUCUAUUGGAGCUGGGUGUUCUUGAUUGAGAGGCCAGGAGCAGAGCAAGAACAGGAUGGUGUAGUGGUGCCUCUCUGCUCCAGCCUAAACGCAUUUAAGCAUCCUCCCCCACCCAGUGGUCACUGCUCAGCUCGUGCAAACAGCUGCUGCUGUUCUUCUUCUCCACUCAGAGCAGGGAGCCAACCAGAAGCCAUGCCUGUUCUUCCCUGAAUCAACGUGCGUGUGUGUGUUCUUCUCUUCUUUCAUUCUGAGGAGAUACAAUUCCCAUCCAUAUCCUUCUAUCAUACCAUGUGUUGCAUUAAGCUAAAGAUCCCAUAAAAUAGUGCAGUAUGAGGAGAGAGGAGUUGAGAUGGGCGAUGGCCUGUGCAAGUGCAGAUGCAGAUGAAGGAGAGACAGCGGUGGCGGCCUGAGGAAGACGCCAUCCUUCGAGCCUACGUCCGGCAGUAUGGGCCCCGGGAAUGGAGCCUGGUGUCGCAGCGGAUGAACGUGGCCCUGGACCGCGACGCCAAGUCCUGCCUGGAGCGCUGGAAGAACUACCUCCGGCCCGGGAUCAAGAAGGGCUCCCUCACCGACGAGGAGCAGCGGCUCGUCAUCCGCCUCCAGGCCAAGCACGGCAACAAGUGGAAGAAGAUCGCCGCGGAAGUGCCCGGGCGCACGGCCAAGCGGCUGGGCAAGUGGUGGGAGGUGUUCAAGGAGAAGCAGCAGCGGGAGAUCAGGGAUUCACGGCGGCCGCCCCCCGAGCCUAGCCCCGACGAGCGGGGGAGGUACGAGUGGUUGCUGGAGAAUUUCGCGGAGAAGCUUGUCAAGGAGAGGCAGAUCGCGGCGCCGCCCGCCAUGGCUGGUGGUGCGCCCUUGCUCCCGCCGUGGAUGUCGUCGUCCAACGCGGUCGCCAUGGAUGUCGUAGGGCCCCUGCCACCGCCUUCGCCGUCCGUGACGCUCAGCCUCGCGUCCGCUGCCGUCUCCGCUCCCCCGCCAGCGGCGGCGGCGCCAUGGAUGCAGCAGCAGCAGGAAGCGUUCGGGUUGGUGGCGGCUAGGGUUCCGGCGGGGGACGCGAUGGCGGAGGUGGCGGAGUGCUGCAGGGAGCUGGAGGAAGGGCACAGGGCGUGGGCAGCGCACCGGAAGGAGGCGGCGUGGAGGCUGAAGCGGGUGGAGCUGCAGCUGGAGUCGGAGCGGGCGAGCAGGCGGAGGGAGGCGGCGGAGGAGUUCGAGGCCAAGAUGCGGGCGCUGUGGGAGGAGCAGGCGGCCGCCGUGGAGCGGCUGGAGCAGGAGUACCGGGACAAGGUCGCGGGGCUCCGCCGCGACGCCGAGCUCAAGGAGCAGAAGAUGGCGGAGCAGUGGGCGUCCAAGCACGCGCGCCUCGCCAAGUUCGUCGACCAGGUCGCCGGCGCCUCCUCCUGCCGCCGCUGGCCGCCCGGCGAGAUGAACGGCGGCGGCCGCUGACUCGCCCGCGCCGCCAUUCGAUCUCCUCUCUCUUAGUGGAAGUGGAACGCCACGUUCGAAACCACAUCGACACGCUGCAUUUGUUUAGUUUUCUCUCGAGAUCGUAUUAUCUCGUUUACUGCUGUUGGAAGCUUCGCUUCUCUUUUUAGGUGAUCAUCAGAAAUGUAAUGAUGCUGCUGCCACUGCCUUAGUUUCGUUUCAUUUCUGUCGUCUUAGAUUACCGUUUCUUAGCACUGAAUAAUAAACUUUUCAGAAAUUUAGGACAAAGUUGCAAAUCA